Saccostrea cuccullata (small rock oyster) is the source of this 1186-nucleotide messenger RNA. Its product is annotated as protein draper-like. The transcript is spliced from 8 exons. The record is from RefSeq and is a predicted model, not a curated record. Bases 563 to 1186 code for a protein of 207 amino acids. NCBI's taxonomy places the organism in Eukaryota, Metazoa, Mollusca, Bivalvia, Ostreida, Ostreidae. Gene Ontology annotation, molecular function: scavenger receptor activity.
UUCAUUUUUAUUUUAUUUUUUAUAUUUUGUCUUAUUUUUAGCUUGUAGUGAUGGGUGGUUUGGAACUAAUUGUACAUACAAAUGCAGCAGUAAUUGUAAAAAUAAUCUACCAUGUGACAAGGCAAGUGGAAAAUGUGAAAGUUGUGCACCUGGGUACAUUGGGACAUUUUGCAAUGAUUCAUGUUCAAAAGGCACUUAUGGUCUAAAUUGUUCUCAGAUCUGUAAUAUCAAAUGCCGAAGUCAAAGCUGCUCUCCUGUAAAUGGAUUUUGUACUGAUGGAUGUGAGGACGGAUACCAGGGAAACACCUGUACGGAAAAGUGCAGCAAAGGAUGGUAUGGAGGAAUCUGCUCCAGACAUUGCAACUUUAACUGCCAGAGGGAAGUCUGUCACAAUGUACAUGGAGAGUGUAGCUAUGGAUGUAAGCCAGGGUGGAUUGGUUCACACUGCAGGCAAACUUGCAAAUUUGGACUUUAUGGGGAAAACUGUACAAAAACAUGCAGCUCAUUUUGCAGAAUCAGUCUUCACUGUAACAACACAAAUGGAAACUGUAUAAAUGGCUGCAUGGAUGGAUACAUAGAACCAAUAUGUGAAAGAGGUUGUAACGGAGGCUGGUAUGGCAAAAAUUGCUCACUGCGUUGUGCCGAAAACUGCCUCAACCGGGCAUGUGAUCACAGAGACGGUAUGUGUAUGUCUGGAUGUCAACCAGGUUGGCGGUCUGCCAACUGUUCUGAAGCAUGCGGCAUGGGAUUUUAUGGCAACAACUGUUUGAAUAGUUGCUUUUACUGCCUCAACAACACUUGCAACCCUUUUAAUGGGGUUUGUAUCCAUGGUUGUGUCGACGGUUAUAUCGGUCAAAAAUGUGAACAACCUUGUGCGCUGGGAUGGUACGGCCGAAAUUGCUCCACUGCAUGUAACCUUAAUUGUAGAAACAAGUCAUGUGACAACGCUCAAGGUGAAUGUACAUAUGGAUGUGAGGCAGGAUGGAUGGGGUUAAACUGUUCGCAAGAGUGCAUGUUUGGACGGUAUGGAGAGGAUUGUGGAAAAAUUUGUGGUAAAUGUGCUUUCAAUCAGACAUGCAACAGGACGAAUGGGGCUUGUUUAAUUGGUUGUGCAGAACCAUUUACCGGAGAGAAAUGUGAUAAAAAUAUAGAAGGUGGGUAUUUUCUUACCAAGUGUCUUUCAUGA